Molecule: messenger RNA, 712 nt
Organism: Paramecium pentaurelia
Lineage: Eukaryota; Ciliophora; Oligohymenophorea; Peniculida; Parameciidae
Source: the annotation of a GenBank genome assembly
AUGGAAGCAUCUUUCAAUAUUGUUCACUUUGACUUAAGUCUAAAUAGAAGUAAGAUAGUUAAAAUGAAGGUUGCAAAUAACUUUUCAGAUUUUGAAUUUUUAUAAUUUAAAGUGAAUACAAUCUCUUUUCAUUACUAACUAAAUGAUACAGAAUAAUAAGAGUAUUACCCUAUCAAAAAAUUUCUCAUAAAAAAAUGGAUUUCAGAAAGAUUAUUUAAUUCUCAUCUACAUUCUCCUUAACAUGACUAAUAAAGAGGUUUUCUUUAGCAUUAAAGGAAAAUAAUAUUUCCAUUAAUCUAGGUACCUUAAGAAAAUAUGGAUUAAAAAUAUUUGAUUAGUUCAAAAUAUCAAAAAACAGUAGAGAAAAUGGAAUAUAUAUAAAAUUGCCUGAGACUGAUAAAAAGUUUUUAUCAAAAGGUCAAUAUAGUAGAAACUAUGUUUUAAUAUUAAAGGGUAACAUUCAUCAAGGAAAAACUCAACAGAGAACAAUGAAAUAGUAGAUAAUGAUUAAUUUAUGUUACCUCAUUAUUAAAAUAAAAAAAAGUUGAAUUUUAACAAGAUGUUUUAGUCUAUGGUUACAUAAAUUAAACUUAUAAGAAAAGAAAUAAAGAUGGUUCAUAAAACCAUUGUUUAGAAGAUAAAGACAAAAAAUUUAAGUGAUGAUCUUCGAUUAUUUCUGACAACUUUAAAUAUAAUGGAAAAUCUUAAUUGA